Aspergillus wentii DTO 134E9 is the source of this 369-nucleotide messenger RNA. RefSeq lists its product as uncharacterized. The record is from RefSeq and is a predicted model, not a curated record. The transcript has 2 exons. NCBI's taxonomy places the organism in Eukaryota, Fungi, Ascomycota, Eurotiomycetes, Eurotiales, Aspergillaceae. Bases 73 to 369 code for a protein of 98 amino acids.
GUCUUUGAUGAAGAGAUUAUCACGAAAUGGAGGAAAGAAAUUGUCCAAAGUGGGCAGGGUUUUACACCAAGAAUGAUGGGCUACAUGAUUAAAGAAGCACAGUGGACGGUGGAAGAGCAUAGAAAGACGGGGAUCGUGAAUGUGUUUGAUGUGGGCGUUGUGGAAUCAGAUACCAUCAUUUCCGAGGAAGAAAAGGAGGCGCUAAAAUCGGCUGUUUGGCCGCUUGAAGAUAUUCCCGAAGAGCUUAUGCGGGUGGAUCGUGGCAUGUCGAGGGACAGCCAUCGCAAGAUUCUCGCUUUAUUCUUGGUAGAUCCGAACAUGAGGGUGAUUUCGUCAGCGAAUAUGCCUCCCCAGCGGGAGGACUGGUAG